UGACCGCUUUAAGAAGUGGUACUUGGAGUAGUUGGUAGAUAGUUGAGGAGCACUUCUGCCCCGCAGCCACACCGUGACAUUUACUCGCCCUCCUCCUCCUCCUCCGCUCGCUGGAGCCGCGAUGAUGAGAAGCGCGAAGCAGCGCGCGACUGCCGCCGGUUUGCAACAGGCUGUCGGCGCCUCGCGCGCUCGUUCGACCCCCGCCGCGUUGCCACGCUGCGUCCUCGCGCUGCUCUGCCUGUGGUCCCCAGCGGGCGCGCGUGCGGAGCCGAGCUGUCGCGCGCACAAGGUUGGUGGAGGACCUGUCGUGUCAAUUCCUUGCGAACUAAACCAGACCCAGCAGCUGAACCUAGAACCCGGAGCGACUGCGCUUUCGGACGGAGAGAGUGCCUGGCUGGUGGUUCGGAACUUCAGCGGGGAACCCAAGUGCUCCUGGGCUCAGGGCGAAGGCAGAAGAUAUCAUAGCGUUGAAGAAGGGGGUGUGUACAAGCUUUUCGUUAAUGAAUCGGGAAUCUACCGCCUGGACUGCGCUUGGGGAAGUGAGAACUCUUCUUUGGUGUUCAGCAUCCACAUGCACCCCAAGAUGGGAAGACCAUCCACACCACAGCUGAAAAUUGUCUAUGCUGGACAAGGGUAUGGUUACAGCUUCGAAUGUUAUUCAAGAGGUCACCCGAAACCACAAAUCACGUGGUUUUCCUCUCUGACCAAUCCCAGGAUUGGACGACAUGGGAGGAAGGAAAACACCUUGUCCACCUGGACAGAGAGCAGCGUGUCUGCCUUCGACUACUAUAACAGAGAUGUCCUGUGCUGCGCCGGGAACUCCCUGGGACAGGAGUGCUCCAAGCUCCAUGCAUACGCCUUGCAGCGAGAAGCGAGCGACCAGGAAGCAACUCUAGUAAGACGGAUUGUCGGAGAGUCCCUGCUGCUGCAGUGCCAACACACACAGGCCCUUUUACAUUGGCAGAACGACACUGCAGCUCCCAAGGCGGUGUUUCACAGCGACCGAAUUUAUGGACUCAGCUUCAACUACCUGUUUGUUGAGUCUGUGACCAUGGACCACAGUGGAAACUACACCUGUGCGUCACCAAGUGAUGGCAAAAAUAAGUCUACUCGCAUCCAGGUCCUCGAACAGGCGUUUCUGGAAAUUCUUCAAAUUAAGGAAACAAACUACGUCUCUGCCUCUGAACGGAAGUCCUUCUGCCUACAGGUAGUGGUGUCCUCUUACCCUGAGGCCCACUGCAAGUGGAUCACUCCCAAUGAGACUGUGCCUUGCACAGAGCCCAGUCGCUACUGGGGGGACAGGACAUUCAAAUACUGCAAUCCCGCUCCAGGAGAAUACCAAUUUCAUGUGGAGGCGAAUGGCAUCUCCAUCACUAGGAAUAUGUCCUGUUGUGUGGUAGAUGGCGUCUCUGUGACCGUGCAGCGCCUCGAAGACACGAUCGGUUGUUCGGCCGACUUCACCCGUCCUGUGAACCUCACGUGGAGAACUUGUCAGCUCCAUACCGGGUGUAAUGAAGAUGUCCUGUGGAACGACUGGGCUGCUCAUCCACUUUACAUCUCACAGCUUCCAGACUUUUGCCGCAAGAGCAUCUCUAGCUCUGUGCAAUUAAAGGAACUAGACAGUGACAUCAUCAUCAAGUGCUGCGUCAGAAAUUCUGCGAGCUACGAGUGCAGCGACGGAAUCCCUCUGCCGCGCAAAGAAUCCUUUGCAUACCCGCUGGUCAUUAUCAGCAUCCUGCUCCUGCUGUUGUUUGUGGUCUGCAUAUUUUUAGUUUACAUGCUGAAGAAAAAGAAACCCAAGUAUGAAUGUCAGCUCCAGAUUCUCCAGAUGGUGGGACCUUCCAACAAUGAUUACGUCUACAUCAACUUCAAGGAUUUCAGUUAUGAUUUGAAGUGGGAAUUUCCAAGGGAGAAUCUCAUGCUAGGGAAGGAACUGGGAUCCGGAGCCUUUGGGAAGGUGGUUCAGGCCACAGCCCAUGGACUCAACAAGACGGACACUUCCGUGGAGGUGGCAGUGAAGAUGCUGAAAGAGAAGCACCAACCCGAGGAGAGGGAGGCUCUCAUGUCAGAGCUGAAGAUGCUGAUUCAUAUUGGGAGCCAUGUCAACAUCUUGAACCUGCUGGGCGCUUGCACGAAUUCUGGCCCAAUUUACUUGAUUUUUCAAUACUGCUGCAAUGGAGACCUGCUGAACUACCUGAGAAACAACAGGGAGAAUUUCCAAAGGUCACUGACUGACGUCUUCACCGAGAACCAUUUCAGCUGCCUGUACCACAACUUUCAGUCAGAGGUGCCCUCCAGGGAAAAGCCAAGUGGGUCCAGCAGCCUUUACGUCCCAAUGUCCCCGGUGUUCCCCAAAGACAAAGAGAGACUCUUCGACACGAGCACUGCCAGCACGGACAAAGAAGACAGGAUUUAUGAAGAGCUGGACUCUCUGCAAGAGGAAGAAUUGAACAUCUUCACGUACAGCGACUUGCUCAGUUUUGCCUAUCAGGUGGCCGAAGGAAUGGAAUUCCUGUCGUCGAAGAACUGUAUUCAUCGGGAUCUGGCUGCUAGAAAUGUGCUGGUGGCCAGCGGCAAGACGGUAAAGAUUGGCGAUUUUGGACUUGCCAGAGACAUCGAAAAUGACAGUAACUAUGUGGUGAGAGGAAAUGUGUGGCUGCCUGUGAAAUGGAUGGCUCCGGAGAGUUUGUUCCAAGGAGUGUACACUAUGCAGAGCGACGUCUGGUCGUACGGGAUUCUCUUAUGGGAAAUCUUCUCUCUCGGUGUGACUCCGUACCCAGGUAUUAAGGUGGAUCGCAACUUCUACAUUCUGAUCGAAAACGGCUUUCAGAUGGAUCUGCCGUACUAUGCCGGCGAUUCCGUGUACAAAAUCAUGUGCCUUUGCUGGGCUCUCAAGCCGCAGGCCAGACCCCAGUUUUCUGAACUGGUGGCCAUGAUGGAGACUCAACUGAAGGACGCUGAGAAAAAGCAGUACGCAAAUUCCGAAGAAGAGAUCGCCAGACAGCGCGCUUACCAGAAUUUCCGCACGACACUUGAGCCUGGCGUGACAGAUGGCGAACGGGGAGAGCCGCCAGGAGGCCGUGCGGUCGCCCGGACGAGCCCGAGUCCUGCCGCUAAGGUCACAGAGCUGACUCCUCUGAAGGAACGAGAGUAGGAACCUCCCGACGGAGCCGGAACGCCUUCGCCGUGCCGGCAAUUUCAGCAUGCUUCUCUGCAGUGCUGCACCAAGCUAUGGAUGAACAAAUACAGAAUGCACAGUAGCGCACGGGUGGACGAGCACUCCACAGCCUGCCGGUGGCACCGCUGGCAUGCGUGGCACUCGCGAGGCGGUGGAAGCGCCUUCAUAAUCAGCCCAGCGAGGUCACAGGCGACACACCUGGUCAAAUUCAGCAUUCCGCAUCUCGGACGCUGCUGGAGUUCCGCGCUUCGCCCGGCGGCGUCGCGGCGGACCACCGGAGACGCGACGGUAUAGCUCGGCUAUGCAUUUGCAAUACACCGUGGACCCUUGAUUCGAUAUUCGUCCGUGGGCCGUGCCCGGAAGCGCUCGUGUCCGAGCCGAACUCGCGCUCUUCCAUCGCUGACGACGCGCAUCUGCCGGAGCGGGAGCACAGCGAUGCCCCUGGGCGUAUCGGCUCAGCCCUGCGGUCGACGUGUGAUAUUACCGACUCAUAUUUUAGCCACUUAAUGAUUCCCGCAUCGAUUAAAAUUCUGUGAACGUUUGUUUCUGUCAAAUAAGAGCUUGUUCUGUACUGCGC
This is a messenger RNA of Scleropages formosus (Asian bonytongue), 3755 nucleotides long. RefSeq names its product fms related receptor tyrosine kinase 3. The record is from RefSeq and is a predicted model, not a curated record. Lineage: Eukaryota; Metazoa; Chordata; Actinopteri; Osteoglossiformes; Osteoglossidae. Gene Ontology annotation, biological process: cytokine-mediated signaling pathway; protein phosphorylation; B cell differentiation. Gene Ontology annotation, molecular function: ATP binding; transmembrane receptor protein tyrosine kinase activity; growth factor binding. Bases 122 to 3154 code for a protein of 1010 amino acids. The transcript is spliced from 24 exons. Gene Ontology annotation, cellular component: signaling receptor complex; plasma membrane.